GGGGAAUAUGAAAAUUAGGGCUGUCCCGACUAUUCGACGUAAUCGAUUACGUCGAAGACGUAAAUAAGUCGGCGUGUGCAACAUACCGUCGUUUACGUGAUUUGCAAAAAAAAAAAAAAAAAAAAAAAGUGAUUUGCGCGAGCGGUAGAUGUGCUGGAACAGAAGCGGUAACAAUGGCUGCACGCCCGAGGGUGCCCGAAGAUGAUGAUCAGCCCAAUAAACGGACAAAGACAUCUAAAGUGUGGAGAUAUUUUAAAGAGAAGGCACACGAAGACUUCGUCGUGUGCCGCAUUUGCAAGAAGGAGUUGGCGUACCAUAGCAGCACCACAACUAUGCAUGAGCACAUGAAGCGGCGACAUCCUGGUGUGCUGCUGGAGGAUGACAGAAAACAAGCUGGACAGUCUGGCAUAUUACAGUUUUUCCCAUCCAAAAAAAAAGAUGUGGAAGAGGAAUGCACACCAGAGAGAGCAUCUGUGCUCACUCAAAGCAUCCUCAACAUGAUAAUCAAGGACAUGAGGCCCAUGGCAAUUGUGGAGGGUGUUGGAUUCAGGGAGAUGAUAAACACCUUUCACCCAGGUUACCUGUUGCCUUCCAGACGCCACUUCACAGAUUUGAUGGAGGAAAAGUAUAAGGCUACUCUCGACAAAGUCAAAGCUGAAAUAAAAAAUGCAAACUCAAAAAUAACACUCACCACUGAUUGCUGGACAAGUGUCGCCACCGAGGCGUACUUGGGUAUAACUUGCCAUUUUCUGAAUGAAAAAUUUGAGUUGACCUCAUACGUCCUGACCACCAUGCCACUGGAGGAGCGCCAUGAGGCUGAAAACAUUGCUAAGUGGUUAGAGGAAUCAGUAGAGAAGAUGGGCAUCUCAUUCAAGGAGGACAUCCUGGCCAUUGUGCACGACAAUGCUGCCAAUAUUGUUGCUGCUUUGAGGAUCCUGCAUGAUCGGUAUGGAGUUGCCUCACACAGAUGCGCUGGCCACACCUUGCAGUUGGUGAUAGGUCAUGCCUUAAAGAAAGAUCCACAAAUAAAUAGGACACUUGGGGCUGCAAGAUCACUUGUGGAACACUUUAAGAAGAGUGAGCUGGCCAGCACCAAGUUGAAGACCAAACAGAAGUCUAUGGGUGUUGUAGAGAACAAGUUAACCCAGGAUGUAUCCACCCGUUGGAACAGCUCCUAUUAUAUGGUGAGUCGCCUUCUGGAGCAGCGGUGGCCGGUGGCUGCGGUCUUGUCAGACCCAGACCUCACCAAAAGGGGAAAGCACUACCUCGAUUUGAAGACGAGCCAGUGGGCCCUACUGGAAGAACUUCAGCAAGUUCUGAAGCCCUUUGAGGAAGCCACUACCUUCCUAAGUGCAGAGUUAUGUGACAGUCUCUACACUGCCUCGACUGGUGAAGGGUCUCCAGAAAUCUACUCAGAACAGAUCCUUUGA
Molecule: messenger RNA, 1430 nt
Organism: Eleginops maclovinus (Patagonian blennie)
Lineage: Eukaryota; Metazoa; Chordata; Actinopteri; Perciformes; Eleginopidae
Product: E3 SUMO-protein ligase ZBED1-like
Exons: 2
Coding region: 174-1430 (418 amino acids)
Biological process (GO): regulation of transcription by RNA polymerase II
Cellular component (GO): nucleus
Molecular function (GO): DNA binding
Source: RefSeq, a predicted model, not a curated record